AUGGCUUCUGAAUCUGAAACGCUGAAUCCCAGCGCUCGGAUAAUGACCUUUUACCCGACUAUGGAGGAGUUCCGGAACUUCAGUCGAUACGUUGCCUACAUUGAAUCCCAAGGAGCCCAUCGGGCCGGGCUGGCCAAGGUGGUUCCUCCUAAGGAGUGGAAGCCUCGAGCGUCCUACGAUGACAUUGACGAUCUGGUCAUUCCUGCUCCCAUCCAGCAGCUGGUGACCGGGCAGUCUGGGCUCUUCACUCAGUACAACAUACAGAAGAAGGCCAUGACUGUUCGAGAGUUCCGCAAGAUCGCCAACAGUGAUAAGUACUGUACCCCACGCUAUAGUGAGUUUGAAGAGCUUGAACGGAAAUACUGGAAAAAUCUUACUUUCAACCCCCCGAUCUAUGGUGCAGACGUGAAUGGCACUCUCUAUGAAAAGCAUGUGGACGAGUGGAACAUUGGCCGGCUGCGAACAAUCCUGGACCUGGUGGAGAAGGAGAGUGGGAUCACCAUCGAGGGCGUGAACACCCCGUACCUGUACUUCGGCAUGUGGAAGACGUCCUUUGCCUGGCACACGGAAGACAUGGACCUGUACAGCAUCAACUACCUGCACUUCGGAGAGCCCAAGUCCUGGUACUCCGUGCCCCCUGAGCACGGGAAGCGGCUGGAGCGCCUCGCCAAAGGCUUCUUCCCAGGAAGCGCUCAGAGCUGUGAGGCUUUUCUCCGCCAUAAGAUGACCUUGAUUUCCCCUUUAAUGCUGAAGAAAUACGGAAUUCCCUUUGACAAGGUCACGCAGGAAGCUGGAGAGUUUAUGAUCACCUUUCCUUAUGGCUACCACGCCGGCUUUAACCACGGCUUCAACUGUGCGGAGUCUACCAAUUUUGCUACGCGGCGGUGGAUCGAGUAUGGCAAACAGGCCGUGCUGUGCUCCUGUAGGAAGGAUAUGGUGAAGAUCUCCAUGGAUGUGUUUGUGAGGAAGUUCCAGCCAGAAAGGUACAAACUUUGGAAAGCUGGGAAGGACAGCACGGUCAUCGACCAUACUCUGCCCACGCCAGAAGCUGCCGAGUUUCUUAAGGAGAGUGAACUGCCCCCAAGGGCCGUGAGUGAGGAGGAGUGCCCGGAGGAGGACAUGGAAGGAAUGGAGGAUGGCGAGGAGGAUCACCUGAAGAGAAGCCUCGCCAAGCACCGCAUAGGGACAAAGAGGCACCGAGUGUGUCUUGAAAUCCCGCAGGAGGUCAGUCAGAGCGAGCUCUUCCCCAAGGAGGAGCUGGGCUCCAGCCAGUACGACCUGACGGCGUGCCAGGCGGCGCUGGCCCCCGUGAGGCCCACCCACAGCUCCGUGCGGCCGGUGGAGGACGGCCUCCCCCUCCCAGAUUAUUCUGACUCGACUGAAGUCAAAUUUGAAGAGCUUAAAAACGUCAAACUAGAAGAGGAGGAGGACGAGGAGGAGGAGGAGGAAGCAGCGGCUGCCUUGGAUCUUUCUAUGGCUCCUGCCUCUAUAGGGGGACACCUUGUCUUCUCAGGUCCCAAAAAGAAAUCCUCUUCCAGCCUGGGCUCCAGUUCAUCCCAGGAUUCUAUUUCUUCCGAUUCAGAGACCAGUGAGCCCCUGUCCUGCCAAGGCAAAGGGCAGACGGGAGCUCUCCCUGCGCACGGCUAUGGCCGAGGGGACGGCAGGGUCGCUGCAGGAGAGCCGUGCAAGAGGAAGAAAAGGAGCGCCACCAGAAGUAUCAGCGAGCGGGAGCUGGCGGAGGUGGCGAGUGAAUACAUGUUUUCCCUGGAGGCGAAGAAGAAGUCCAAGGGCCGGCGCCAGCCCCUGAGCAAGCUGCCCCGCCACCACCCGCUUGUGUUGCAGGAUGGCGGCAGUGAGGAUGAGGCGUCUGAGCAGCUGACCACCGAGGAGGAGGCGGAGGAGACAGAGGCCUGGGCCAAGCCGCUGAGCCAGCUCUGGCAGAACCGACCCCCGAACUUUGAGGCCGAAAAGGAAUUCAAUGAGACCAUGGCCCGGCAGGCCCCUCACUGCUCUGUCUGUAUGAUCUUCCAGAUUUACCAUCAGGUCGAGUUCGGAGGCCUCGGGCAGAACUGUGCGGAUGCUCCAGGUCUAGCCCCCCAGAAGCAGAGGACCAAGCCAUUGAUUCCAGAAAUGUGCUUCACCACGACUGGCUGUAGCACGGACAUCAACCUUUCCACCCCUUACCUCGAGGAAGACGGCACCAGCAUCCUGGUUUCCUGCAAGAAGUGCAGCGUCCGGGUCCACGCCAGUUGCUAUGGCGUGCCCCCCGCCACGGCUUCUGAAGACUGGAUGUGUUCGCGAUGUUCAGCCAACGCCCUGGAGGAGGACUGCUGUUUAUGCUCAUUACGAGGAGGAGCCCUGCAGAGAGCAAAUGACGACAGGUGGGUCCAUGUCUCCUGUGCUGUGGCGAUUCUGGAAGCGAGGUUUGUCAACAUUGCAGCCAGAAGUCCAGUGGACGUGAGCAAAAUCCCCCUGCCGCGCUUCAAGCUGAAAUGUGUCUUUUGUAAGAAGCGGAGGAAAAGAACCGCCGGCUGCUGCGUGCAGUGUUCUCACGGCCGCUGCCCAACCGCCUUCCACGUGAGCUGUGCCCAGGCUGCGGGAGUGAUGAUGCAGCCGGAUGACUGGCCUUUUGUCGUCUUCAUUACCUGCUUUCGGCACCGGAUUCCUAAUUUGGAGCGUGCCAAGGGCGCCUUGCAGAGCAUCACCGCAGGCCAAAAGGUCAUCAGCAAGCACAAGAACGGCCGCUUCUACCAGUGUGAGGUGGUCAGGCUCACCACCGAGACCUUCUACGAAGUCAACUUUGAUGACGGCUCCUUCAGCGACAAUCUCUAUCCUGAGGACAUAGUGAGUCAGGAUUGUCUCCAGUUGGGUCCUCCUGCUGCAGGGGAAGUGGUUCAAGUGCGGUGGACAGACGGCCAAGUCUAUGGAGCCAAGUUCGUGGCCUCCCACCCCAUCCAGAUGUACCAGGUGGAGUUUGAGGACGGCUCCCAGCUUGUGGUGAAGAGAGACGAUGUCUACACGCUGGAUGAAGAGCUUCCCAAGAGAGUCAAGUCUAGACUGUCAGUAGCCUCAGACAUGCGCUUCAACGAGAUUUUCACGGAGAAGGAGGUUAAACAGGAAAAGAAACGGCAGCGCGUUAUCAACUCGAGAUACCGGGAAGAUUACAUUGAGCCGGCGCUGUACCGGGCCAUCAUGGAGUAG
Molecule: messenger RNA, 3201 nt
Organism: Pipistrellus nathusii (Nathusius's pipistrelle)
Lineage: Eukaryota; Metazoa; Chordata; Mammalia; Chiroptera; Vespertilionidae
Source: the annotation of a GenBank genome assembly